Molecule: messenger RNA, 690 nt
Organism: Symbiodinium sp. CCMP2456
Lineage: Eukaryota; Dinophyceae; Suessiales; Symbiodiniaceae
Source: the annotation of a GenBank genome assembly
AUGGCCGGCGAACACCUGCACAGCUUCGAGCCCUCGGAUUUUCAGAGUGUUUCGGAGUUGGCCGCCCACGUGGCCACCAUCAUGCAGGUGCCCAUCUGUAGCCUCGCCACAGCAGCCGGGGAGAAGCUGUCGCCGCAUGUGGCACUGGACACCCUGGGCGAGGAGGAACUGACGGCAGUGGUGAUGCUGGACCCCCUGUUGACCAUGCUUCAGCUGCAGAAGCCGGAUGGAACGCUCCUGUGGCCAGACUUAGGCGAGCUGCAUACAGCUGCAGCAGCUGCUGAGGAGCAACUGAUUCGGUGCGCCUGUGGUAUCGGCGAUCCGCGUGAGCAUAAGACCUUCAUGGUCGUCAGUGCCGAGUCCUUCAUGGUCAAUGAGAGCGAGGAGUAUGGCUGCCCGAUGCAGGAUGGCACUCCUGUGAUCCACGCUGGUGCUCGUGUGGUGGUCUACGGUGAGAAGCAUUCUGGCGAAAAAGAGGAGAGAAGGGUCGUGGACGUGGGAGAUGUUCCUAUGACCCUGAAAGAUCUGCAAGCUCUGUGCCAUGACAGGCCAGACCUUGAGGAAAAGAAAGCGGAGGUGGCACACAUCGAUGGAGAGAUCAUCCAUGAAACCAUCAAGCUGGUGUCGUAUUCUGGAGAUGAGAUUGCCUUUCAGCUGGGUCAUUCGAGGUACAACUUUGAUGAGUUGUGA